This is a messenger RNA of Symbiodinium natans, 417 nucleotides long. Lineage: Eukaryota; Dinophyceae; Suessiales; Symbiodiniaceae. The record is from the annotation of a GenBank genome assembly.
AUGGAACAAAAAGCACUGUCCCAGAGAUCUGCUGCGAUUCUGAAGGUCAGCAAAGCAGAAGGUCUUCGUAAAGUCACCAACGUUGAUGUGAGAGUCUGUUUUGUGCAAGAGCAAAUGCUCAAAAAAUUGCCAUACAGGCCUUCCUACCAAUCCAGGGGACUUGUGCAUCAAAACUUAAGCGCAGGAGUCACUCUGUGUGUUGAUCCACCAAGGAAGGAGAACGCGAGCCUUGUUAUGCUGAUUGCGGUAGCAUUUGGUCGUGACAGCGUGACGUUGAGGGAGAAGAUAUGUCAGGUGCAGCCAGUGCAGUGGUUGAUCGUGGAAAUUUGCACGCCUGAGUUGUCUUCUAUAUGCACAGAGUUUGUAGAUGCGUCAGCGUUUUCACAGUUAUUGAAGAUGAUGAUGCAGCGAGACUGA